AUGUCAUUUCCUGACAAGCCGGUCGCUCACCUGCUGGGCUCGAAUGGACCUGUCCACGCCGUCACGUACUCUGCCUCCUCCGGCACCUACAUCCUCACCGGCUCAGCAGACCGCAGCAUCAGACUCUACAACCCGGCGUCCCACGACCAACCCGCGCGCUACGGCGCAACCAUCACCAAUAAGAAACCAGGAGCCCCGCCGACGGUCCCUGAAGGCCGCCUCAUCCAGACCUACGCCGCUCACGGCUACGAGGUCCUUGACCUCUCCGUCUCGUCGGACAACGAGCGCUUCGCCUCCGCCGGCGGCGACCGCGCCGUCUUCCUCUGGGACGUCGCGACGGCCAAGACGACGCGCCGCUUCGGCGGCAACGCGCACGGCCACACGGCGCGCGUCAACUGCGUCUCCUUUGCCGGCGACGGCGACUCGCUCGUCGUCUCGGCGGGCUUCGACACGAGUGUGCGCGUAUGGGAUGCCAAGUCCAGCUCGGCCAAGCCCGUGCAGGUCCUCGACGAGGCCAAGGACGCCGUCACGGCCCUCGCGGUACGCGGUGCCGAGAUCGUCGCGGGCAGUGUGGACGGCAGAGUGAGGAGCUACGACGUGCGCAUGGGACGGUGCGUGACCGACGUCAUCGGCGCGAGCGUGACGAGCCUGCGGCUCACGCGCGACGGCAAGGCCAUGCUGCUGGGGUCGUUGGAUAGCAAGAUCCGGCUGAUGGACCGAGAGAACGGCGCGUGUCUCAAGACAUACGCGGAUGGCGCGUGGAGGAACGAGGAAUUGCGUGUGCAAGCCGUGCUCGGCGGCAAGGAGAAGUAUGUCAUUGCCGGCGACGAGCUCACCGCUGGCACGGGGCCGGCAGGGUUGAACGGCGACGGCAAGAUCUGGGCGUGGGAUCUAUUGACCGGCAAGUUGAUCGCAACGGUGAGAGUGCCAAGCCCAGAGGGCUUCGAGCCGAAGAAGAAGAUGCUGGGGAAAGACGGCAAGGAGAAGGAGAGGAGCAAUGUUGUCAGCUGCAUAGCCUGGAGGGACGAUGGAUGGGGAGACCAGUUCUGUGUCGGUGGCACAUCAGGAGUGGCCACCGUCUUUGGCUCAUUCUAG
Colletotrichum higginsianum IMI 349063 is the source of this 1095-nucleotide messenger RNA. Its product is annotated as WD repeat domain-containing protein. The transcript has 2 exons. The coding region runs from base 1 to 1095 and encodes 364 amino acids. The record is from RefSeq and is a predicted model, not a curated record. Gene Ontology annotation, cellular component: catalytic step 2 spliceosome. Gene Ontology annotation, biological process: mRNA splicing, via spliceosome. Gene Ontology annotation, molecular function: protein binding. Lineage: Eukaryota; Fungi; Ascomycota; Sordariomycetes; Glomerellales; Glomerellaceae.